AUGAAAUAAAUCAAUUAAUUAGAUGCUUUGCCCUAUCAUCAAAUUGAAGAUUAUUUAAUCAUUUAAAUUGAUAUUUAAAAUAUUUAAUUAANGGCUAAAAGUAAAAAAGGUAUAUUAUAAUAAUUUAUUUUAAUAGCUGAAUGUGAAAAAUAACUCAAACAAAAAUAGUGA
Messenger RNA from Paramecium pentaurelia, 171 nucleotides. The record is from the annotation of a GenBank genome assembly. NCBI's taxonomy places the organism in Eukaryota, Ciliophora, Oligohymenophorea, Peniculida, Parameciidae.